GAUUGGCUGUAUUGUUACUAUGUCAGUAUCUGGCACAGAAAAAGGUUACACAAAAAACCAAAACAAAAACAUAAAAAAAUUCAUGUCAAACCCACUAAAAAGUACCAAAACAAAAAACCAAUUAAAAAAUAAUUUAUUCUUGGAAAGUGGAAAGAUUUCUCACAAAAGAAGACGUCUCGAGAUUGGAAUAUCAUUAUCCAAGUAAUACUAAUAUAAUUUCAAAAAUUCAAUUUCUUCGUCAUCAUCCUCAAAAUUUCACUAGUUCUUCUCACACUUAGUGUUGGGAGUUUUAAUUUGUUUGAGGGGUUUUAAGGAAAGUACAAUCAUGAUGUAUGGACGGUAGAACAGUGAGAUCUGGUGCAAAAGAUGAGAAGAAAACAGCAAAAGGGAUGCCGAGCUUUGAUAGACAAUUACCAGUUAGCAACUCACUUGUGUUUAAUUCAGCAAAAGCAAGUGGCCUACCAUUUCCUUCUGAUUGCAACCUUAUCGGCACUUCGGAUAAGACUCCAACAUCAUUUACUGUUAAUCCAUCCGCCACCCAAGUUGAAUCUCAAAGGUUGCAGUUAGAAAAAGGUCAACGAACAAAUCUGGUCUCUGUAACUAGUCGUAAUACAGAAAACUGGGGAGAAUCCAAUAUGGCUGAUGCUAGUCCAAGGACCGAUAUCUCAACAGAUGCAGACACAGAUGAAAAAUAUCAGAGGUUUGAUGAAGAAAAAUCUAAUGCUGUUGGGCCUUCUGAUUCUAGUGAUCGAUCAAAGAGUAAUUUGGAUCAAAAGACUCUGCGUAGACUUGCUCAAAAUCGUGAGGCUGCAAGAAAAAGCCGAUUGAGAAAGCAAGCAUAUGUGCAACAGCUGGAGAGUAGUCGUUUGAAGUUGACACAAAUAGAGCAGGAGCUCCAGCGGGCACGUCAACAGGGUAUCUUCAUAUCAAGCUCAGGAGAUCCAAGCCAUGCAAUGGGUGGAAAUGGUGCCAUGGCAUUUGAUGUAGAAUAUGCACGGUGGCUGGAAGAGAAAAGUCGACAAAUAAAUGAGCUGAGAACAGCAGUAAAUUCUCAUGCAAGUGAUGCAGAACUUCGUAUUAUUGUUGAUAGUGCAAUGGCUCACUAUGAUGAAGUUUUCAGGCUGAAGAGCAAUGCAGCUAAGGCAGAUGUUUUCCAUUUGUUGUCAGGCAUGUGGAAAACACCUGCUGAGAGGUGUUUCUUGUGGCUAGGUGGCUUCCGGUCAUCUGAGCUACUAAAGUGUCCGAGGUUCUGUCAGAACACUGACAACUCAGCAAUCAGGUCUCUAUUAGGGGAUGGCCAAGGAAUAUUCAAAAGAAUCCCAUCCUAGGUUUAAGUUUGCAGAAAAAUUAUUAUGCAACCUUUUGCUUAUUAGGACAUCAAGAUUAUGAUGUAGGACUUUUGAAAAAUGGGAAGAAAAUUUGUGGAAAACUUUGUUCAAUAUCAUGUUGAUGGAAGAAAAAGAACGAUGAAUUAUAGUUCUUUAUUGCAGCAUUAUUAGAGCAUGUUAUUACUGACUUUUUGGCUUCUCUAUGUAACACCCCUGCUUUUGGUUCUGAGGAGUUGGUUUAUUUCUGUCUGUUUUUUUCUUUUGUUGACAGGAUCCUACUUUCCUCCUUGAAUGCCAUGUGCCUAAGUAGGCUGUAAACAGCCUUUAUAAUUUUCAUUUAUAUCUUUUUUGGUAAAUCAAAUCACUUUUACUUAUCACAAAUUAUACAAAUAAAUAACUAGGAUUUAUGAGUAACAGGAAGGGGGAGAGGGAGAGGUGAAGAUAUUUGUUUUCUUGUCUUUCCUCCUUUUGCUACCUAUUAAAUCCAUUUCAGGGAUAUUCAUUCUCAGUUUUGUGUGAUAGCUUGUAAAGACCUUGGCUUUCUCUUUUGUCAGUUCACCUUAACCCUAGUAAAAAUAGUAAUCUUUUGGCUGUCUACAGACAAUUUCCCUAAAUAUGAAAUUGCCUUGCAAAAAGGAACAGAAGAAAAAAUGCACAAGGUGGAGUUGACGCUAUGGAUUUUGGUAGGUGGGAGCAAGGAAAGAAUUAGUUGGGAAUUUUUAGGCAAGGUGGGCUGUGAAUGAGAAUGAGGUUGUGAAUGACACCGUGCCUUUAGUUUGGGGCAGCUAUAGGUACACUGUUCCUCAUCCACAGCGUGCCCUUGUAUGGUUAGAAUAGAGGAGCUUUUCUCUCGUCAUCUGACUGCUAUAUGCAUGUUAUAGGCAUUUGUGUAGUAUGUUUGUACACCAUAACAUAUUUCAUUUCAUCUUUCAAUAUACUGGGGAGUAUGACACUGGUAAAAUCUCAUCGUAUCAAUAACCAAACAAUUAAAACUUGAGUUCCUGUUGAUGCAAUUUAAUAAAUGAUUCAAAUUUAAACAUGAAAAGGUGGUAGGAUUCCUUCUAUCCUUAUUCUCAGGUUCCUCCUGAAAAUAAAGUAAAUUCAGCAAAAUAGAGUUGGCAGUGGAUUCAUCUCUUGUUAGCAGUUUUAUACAUCACUUGUUCUGAUUGGAGAACCUUAUGGAUAUGAGGAGCCUUAUCUAAGAUUGUCUGAAAAUUCCUGCUUUCGAAAUUCCUGGUGUAUAUGCAUAAAUCUGAUACAUGUAUAUUC
This is a messenger RNA of Durio zibethinus, 2597 nucleotides long. The record is from RefSeq and is a predicted model, not a curated record. Lineage: Eukaryota; Viridiplantae; Streptophyta; Magnoliopsida; Malvales; Malvaceae.